UGUUGCUUCCCUCCCUCCCUCUCUCCUCUUCUGUGAUGAGUUGAGAGCUGUGCUUGCUCUCCCCCGACUUCUCGUCGCUCGCUUAAGUUGCUGCGGCUGUUGCAGAUCCACGAGAAGGUCCCAGGGUUUGCUCGCUCUCGCCCGCCCGCACGUCUGAGGAGGCUCGGCCUCCUUCUACCAAGCCCGUCGCCAUGGCGGCCGCUAGCGCGCCCAUCACUAUGAAGGAGGCUCUCACGCUGACGAGUCUUGGGAUUAACCAGCAAUUCGUUACGUUCACACAUGUGACGAUGGAGUCUGAUAAAUACAUUUGCGUACGGGAGACGUCGCCUCAAAACAGUGUGGUGAUUAUUGAUAUGUCGAUGCCUAACCAGCCUCUGCGUCGCCCGAUCACUGCGGACUCUGCCUUGAUGAAUCCGAACAGCAGAGUCCUGGCUCUGAAAGCCUUGAUACCUGGUUCGACACAAGACCAUCUCCAAAUCUUUAACAUCGAAUUAAAAGCUAAGAUGAAAUCGUAUCAAAUGCCAGAGCAGGUGGUUUUCUGGAAGUGGAUUUCGCCAAGAUUACUUGGACUCGUGACACAAACUUCAGUGUAUCAUUGGACUAUAGAAGGUGAAUCUGAACCUGUAAAGAUGUUUGAGAGGACAGCAAACCUGAGUGGCAACCAGAUCAUUAACUACAGAUGCGACCCCGCUGAGAAAUGGCUUGUAUUGAUUGGUAUCGCCCCUGGAGCACCGGAGCGGCCCCAAUUAGUGAAGGGAAAUAUGCAGUUGUUUUCAGUCGACCAGCAGAGGAGUCAAGCACUAGAAGCUCAUGCUGCAUCAUUUGCUUCUCAUCAGGUGGCCGGAAACGAUUCUCCAUCUCUACUGAUUGCAUUCACUACAAAAACUCUUACAGCUGGGCAGCUCACAUCCAAGCUGCAUAUUAUUGAGCUGGGUGCUACACCAGGUAAACCUGGUUUCUCAAAGAAGGCAGCGGAUCUGUUUUUUCCUCCAGAUUUUGCCGACGACUUUCCAGUUUCAAUGCAGAUCUCAUCUAAAUAUGGCCUCAUUUAUGUGAUUACAAAACUUGGUCUUCUUUUUGUCUAUGAUCUGGAAACUGCAACUGCUGUGUAUAGAAACCGAAUUAGUCCAGAUCCUAUUUUCUUGACAGCGGAUGCUCCUACAGUUGGUGGUUUUUAUGCCGUCAAUCGUCGAGGCCAAGUCCUCCUUGCUACAGUCAAUGAGGCUACAAUUAUCCCAUUUGUUAGUAACCAGUUGAGCAACUUGGAGCUGGCAGUGAAUCUUGCAAGACGAGGAAACCUGCCUGGAGCAGAGGGACUGGUUGUACAACGUUUUCAAGAGUUAUUCUCUCAGAUGAAGUAUAAGGAAGCAGCAGACCUUGCAGCGGAGUCGCCUCAAGGCAUCCUUCGAACUCCAGAUACUGUUGCCAAGUUUCAGAGUGUUCCGGUACAGCCAGGACAAACUUCACCAUUAUUGCAGUACUUUGGGACUUUAUUGACGAAGGGGAAGUUGAACGUAUUUGAAUCCCUUGAGCUUUCGCGGCUAGUGGUUAACCAAAACAAGAAGAAUCUACUGGAGAACUGGUUGGCAGAAGACAAGCUGGAAUGUAGUGAAGAGUUAGGAGAUCUUGUCAAGACUGUGGACAAUGACAUGGCACUCAAGAUAUACAUCAAGGCCAGGGCCACACCAAAGGUUGUUGCAGCUUUUGCUGAACGUCGUGAAUUCGACAAGAUUCUGAUCUACUCCAAGCAGGUCGGAUAUACUCCGGAUUAUCUUUUCCUACUGCAAACUAUUUUGCGAGCUGACCCUCAAGGUGCCGUGAACUUUGCUCUUAUGAUGUCUCAACUAGAAGGUGGUUGCCCCGUUGACUAUAACACCGUCACCGACUUAUUUCUUCAGCGCAACAUGAUUAGGGAGGCCACCGCUUUCCUCUUGGACGUUUUGAAGCCAAAUCUUCCAGAGCACGCCUUGCUCCAGACCAAGGUUCUGGAAAUUAAUUUGGUCACGUUUCCUAAUGUCGCUGAUGCAAUACUGGCAAAUGGAAUGUUUAGCCAUUAUGACCGUCCUCGUGUUGCUCAACUUUGCGAGAAAGCUGGUCUGUACAUGCGAGCCCUUCAGCAUUACACGGAAUUAAAUGAUAUCAAGCGCGUUGUUAUCAACACCCAUGCCAUAGAGCCACAGGGUCUAGUUGAAUUUUUUGGCACUCUGUCAAAAGAAUGGGCCUUAGAUUGCAUGAAAGAGUUACUCCAAGUGAAUAUGCGUGGAAACCUGCAAAUUAUAGUCCAGGUAGCCAAGGAAUACGGGGAGCAGCUGGGUGUCGAUGCGUGUGUGAAGUUGUUUGAGAGUUUCAAGUCUUUUGAGGGAUUGUACUUUUUCCUCGGAGCAUACUUGAGCACAAGCGAGGAACCUGAAAUUCACUACAAGUACAUCGAGGCUGCGGCAAAGACUGGCCAAAUUAAAGAAGUCGAGCGUGUUACAAGGGAGUCCAAUUUCUACCCUCCAGAGAGAACCAAGAAUUUCUUGAUGGAAUCCAAACUCCCAGAUGCAAGGCCUCUCAUCAAUGUUUGCGACCGUCAUGGUUUUGUCCCAGAUCUCACUCACUACCUUUAUGUCAACAACAUGCUUCGUUACAUUGAAGGUUAUGUACAGAAGGUUAACCCUCAAAAUGCACCAUUAGUGGUCGGGCAAUUACUGGAUGAUGAUUGUCCUGAGGACUUCAUUAAGGGUUUGAUCCUAUCUGUACGCUCCCUCCUUCCGGUGGAGCCAUUGGUUGACGAGUGUGAAAAGAGGAACCGAUUGAGGUUGUUGACUCAGUUCUUGGAGCACCUUGUGAGCGAAGGUAGUCAAGAUGUGCAUGUCCACAAUGCUUUGGGGAAAAUCAUUAUUGAUACAAACAACAAUCCUGAACAUUUCCUCACUACAAACCCUUACUACGACUCCAAGGUUGUCGGCAAGUACUGCGAGAAGCGCGACCCAACUCUUGCUGUGGUAGCAUACAAACGUGGCAAUUGUGAUGAUGAGCUUGUCAAUGUCACCAACAAGAAUUCUCUCUUCAAACUCCAGGCCAGGUAUGUGGUCGAGCGGAUGGAGCCUGACUUGUGGUUGAAGGUUCUGAAUCCGGAGAACCCCUGUAGGAGGCAACUCAUUGAUCAGGUGGUGUCUACUGCUCUUCCAGAGAGCAAAAAUCCAGAGCAGGUGUCAGCCACUGUUAAGGCCUUCAUGACUGCAGAUUUGCCACAUGAGCUGAUCGAGCUCUUGGAGAAGAUUGUGCUCCAGAAUUCGGCUUUCAGUGGCAACCCCAACCUUCAGAACCUUCUCAUCCUCACAGCAAUCAAGGCCGACACAACUCGGGUCAUGGACUACAUCAAUCGUUUGGAUAAUUUCGAUGGUCCUGCAGUGGGUGAGAUUGCAGUAGGUGCUGAACUUUAUGAAGAGGCAUUUGCAAUUUUCAAGAAGUUCAACCUCAAUGUCCAGGCAGUGAAUGUUCUUCUGGACAACAUUCGCAACAUAGACCGUGCUGUGGAGUUUGCAGCCCGUGUCGAAGAGGAUGAUGUUUGGAGCCAGGUUGGUAAGGCACAGUUAAGAGAGGGACUGGUUAGCGAUGCCAUUGAGUCUUUCAUCAAGGCAAAUGAUGCUUCUCAAUAUAAUGAAGUUAUCGAUGUGGCAUCUGGUGUAAGAGCAUACGAGGACCUAGUGAGAUACUUGAACAUGGUACGCAAGAAGGUGAAGGAAGCUAAGGUGGACUCUGAAUUAAUUUUUGCCUAUGCCAAGCUUAAUCGGUUGGACGACAUUGAGGAAUUUAUCGUCAAUCCCAACCUUGCAAAUCUGCAAACUGUUGGAGAUCGCCUGUUUGAUGGAGAAUUGUAUGAAGCUGCCAAAAUUAUUUUCACGCACAUCUCCAACUGGGCAAGACUUGCCAGUACUCUUGUCAAGCUUCAUCAGUUCCAAGCAGCCGUGGAUGCAGCGAGGAAGGCCAAUAGCGCACGGACAUGGAAGGAAGUCUGCUUUGCUUGUGUGGACGCCGAAGAGUUCCGCCUGGCUCAAAUUUGUGGUCUCAAUGUUAUUGUCCAGGUGGACGAUUUGGAAGAGGUCAGUGAAUAUUACCAGAAUAGAGGUCGCUUUGAUGAGCUCAUCUCACUUAUGGAAAGUGGGCUUGGUUUGGAGCGCGCUCACAUGGGUAUCUUUACAGAACUGGGCACUCUGUACGCCAGAUACCGUCCGGAUAAGCUUAUGGAGCAUCUUAAGCUGUUUAUCACCCGGAUUAAUAUUCCAAAGCUUAUUCGUGUAUGCGACGAGCAGCAGCACUGGAAGGAACUUACGUACUUGUACAUUGCAUAUGACGAGUAUGAUAAUGCUGCGGCUACCAUGAUGAGCCAUUCUCCAGAGGCCUGGGAACACAUGCAGUUUAAGGAUGUUGCUGUUAAGGUUGCAAACGUGGAACUUUACUACAAAGCAGUGUACUUUUAUCUCGAGGAGUAUCCCGAGCUUAUCAAUGACUUACUCAAUGUGUUAUCUGCACGGGUUGACCACACACGAGUUGUGGAUAUCAUGAAAAAGGCUGGAUACCUACCGUUGGUGAAGCCAUACAUGGUUGCCGUCCAAAGUGCCAACAACGCUGCAGUCAAUGAGGCUCUGAACAACUUAUAUAUUGAGGAGGAAGAUUAUGAGCGGCUCAGAGAGUCUAUUGAUAUGUAUGAUAACUUUGAUCAGAUUUCAAUGGCACAGAGGAUUGAGAAGCACGAACUUCUGGAAAUGCGUCGCGUUGGUGCGUACAUCUAUAAGAGAGCUGGCAGAUGGAAACAAUCUGUGGCUUUGUCCAAGAAAGACAACUUAUACAAGGAUGCAAUGGAGACUUGCUCACAGUCUGGAGAUCGUGAGCUUGCUGAGGAGCUGCUUACAUUCUUCGUGGACAAGGGCAAAAAAGAGUGCUUCGCUGCUUGUCUAUACACUUGUUACGACCUUAUCCGUGCUGAUGUUGCGGUGGAGCUGGCAUGGAUGCAUGGCAUGAUGGACUUCGCCGUACCUUACUUGCUGCAGUUCUUGCGUGAGUACUCCACGAAGGUGGAUGAUUUGAUUAAAGACAAAUUGGAAGCUACUGAGGAGAAGAAGUCCAAAGAGCAACAGGAAAAGGACGUAGUUGCUGAAUCGAACAUGUACGCUCAACUCUUGCCUCUGGCUCUACCAGCUCCUCCUGUUGCUGGUAUGACUGGUAUGCCUGGUAUGGGCGGAGGUAUGCCAAUGCCGGGUAUGUCGGGUAUGCCAGGAAUGCCAGGAAUGCCCGGUAUGUCAGGGUACGGCAUGCCCUCUAUGAGUGCUUUUUAAACAGCCCUGAAACUGUGUACAUGCACAAACGAAGACUUCUUUGUGAGCCUGGGUGGCGGACGAAGAAUGUGACCACAGGGUGGAGAACUGAGAUAUUUGUUGCCUCCCAGUCAUUGCGUGUCUUUUAAUAAGGAUGUUGAAUGCAUCAAUUCUUUUGUAGGCUCUAGUUUGGUUAGAUACAUACAGUUGAACAAGGACAGGCGCCGGGAGUGAUUACGUUCUCAUCAUCCUGCCACAAGGUGUACAUGAGGGUGAUGCUAAGGUGUACAUGAGGGCUUGUGGAAAAUAUUCCUGUUUGGCUGAUAGACAAGCAUAGGUCAGAUCAUAUUCAUAUCCAUGUCCAUUUCCUUGGGUGGAUCUUACUGCACUUAAAUAGGUUAGCGAAUGUUGCAGCAGCCUUCUCCUUCAAGUACAGAGAUUUACCACUUUUUCCUGAAGUGGUAUCUGCAGUAGAACCCGUCCUUUUGGGCUGUGUUCCUUUUUAUGGCGAGAGCUCUGCAGUAAAAUUGCUGUGUUUAGUGCUAAUUUCGCACAUUAUCGAUGCGUUCGUUAAGAAAUGCAAUUAAAAAACUUGGUACACGUAAGUAAUUAGAAAUUUAA
Molecule: messenger RNA, 5921 nt
Organism: Physcomitrium patens
Lineage: Eukaryota; Viridiplantae; Streptophyta; Bryopsida; Funariales; Funariaceae
Product: clathrin heavy chain 2
Biological process (GO): intracellular protein transport; receptor-mediated endocytosis
Cellular component (GO): clathrin coat of trans-Golgi network vesicle; clathrin coat of coated pit; plasmodesma
Molecular function (GO): clathrin light chain binding; structural molecule activity
Source: RefSeq, a predicted model, not a curated record